AUGAACAGAAAUAUGGAGUUAGACCCAAGGAGGGUAACCUCAGAACCAUCCUCUCCGAUCGGUGCAGAGGAGGAGAUGGAGGUUGCAUCUGAACUGAGCAGCCCAACUUUCCACAGUAGGGAUAGCGGGUUCUUUGAAAGAGGCAUUAAAACCAUGUUAAGCAUCCGGAAAUCCAUACGAAGCCCGAACAAAGAGAAAGGAAAGGAAGGUACUGGCACUUGGAAAGGGAUACGAUUGUCUCUGCGGUCCUCAAGGAGCUACGAGGAGAGCAAAACCACGAUCUGUAAUGGCUUGGAGGAGGUUCGCCAGAAGAUUGCAGCAGAGACCAUUCAAGGAAAACCUCUUUCAGUAAUGGAAAUCAAUGAGCUUAUUCAGAAAAGGCAACUUUUGGAAGCGUUUGCAAGUGUCAAGUACUUGGAAGACGAGACUAUAGCUGAACGAGACGCUGAGAAAUACAAAGACAACCCCCAGGAGCUUGUGAGGAAAUCCAAGGAUGUGGAUUUGCUUUAUAACUCCAUCAGCAACGCCAUCCAGUCCAUCGUGGUGGGAACGCUGGAGCAUCCCACGGUGGAGGAUGCCAUGCUGACCUCCCUGGUGACUUUAAUUGCCCGUGAAGAAGCGGCUCAUCCUUACACAGGCAAUGCUGGGCCUGGGUCGGACUUGCUUGGCAGACCCAGAAAGUGGAGGGAAGGGUGGAGGGAAGCUAUCAACGAGAGUGCUCAAAAGAGGGUCCAGAGGAUACCCAUGGCAUCGAAGGAGGAAGCGAGCUCUUGGCUCGAUCUCCACUUGGGUUUGCUCCAGAAACAGCUGAGCGAAGACUUACUGAAAAUCAAGUUGUCGGUAAAAAAGUGCUAUCCAGAGGAGUACCAAGUGUGUGACACAUACGCCGAGGCUGUUCACAAGGCCAUUGCCUCGCACUUGGAAGGUAUCUCCCAGAGACCACUGGAAUUUAAUGAGCUCUACACCCUGCUUGACUGGGUGGCCAACACCUACCGCAGUGAACACUUUCUGGGUCACCCUGAUCUCAAACCGGAAUUUAAGACAGAGAACCUGUCCCUGCUGUUAACGCCAGCCAAUUGGGAUAAACUGAAGAACGACUACAUGACUUCUGCAAAGGGGAAAAUCAAAAGCUAUUUUGGAAACAUCCUGAGACUGGAGGUCGCGGAGAAGUGGGAGAAGGAAGUUCAUCCAGAAGUGACGGAAAACCUCUACCACUCCUCGCUCUCCUUUGAUAUUCAAGCGAUCAUUGGGGAGCACGUGAAGGUCUCUGGAGCCAUCAGCAGAAGCUUGGGAAGGAAAAUGCUUGAGCUGUGCCUGGCAGAGCUGCAUGAAUUCAUACCAAGGUUCGGGGAGGAGUUUGUGGUGUGGAGCAGUGCCCGGGACAGCCCCGUCUUUGCGUCCUAUUUCGCUGCCUACAUCAACAGCUUCCAGGACCUGGUGUCAGGGUUAGAAACGGCGUUUGAAGUCGACACAGAGGAACUGAAGAAGAUUUUGGCAGCCCUGACAAGCAACUUCACGAACACUUUUUUAAACAAACUAAGAACAAAAGCACAGCCACUCCUCAAGAAAAUCCUGACCAAGGACUGGAUUUUGGCGACGGAAAAGCCGUCCAUGCUGGUAUCAGCAGUCUCACGGUUCUCCGAGCACCUGAAGCACAUGAGGAACCCCAUGGGGCUGGAUCUCCUACGUGACGUCCAUAAGUACGUGGUGAGGGAAUACAUCGCGCAGGUCAUCAAACCCAGGCGGAAAAUGAACGCGGAGACGCGGCAGCAAGUGAGUGAGAAGAUGAGCCAAGAAGCCAGGAUCCUUAAUAACACACUUAUCGAUCAGGGCUCUGACUCCGACUGGCUCCUCCCCGCCAUCCACCACAUCGCCAACAUCAUCGGGGAGAAGAGGAAGGACAAGAUCAAGGAGUACGUCAAGGAGCUGUGCCAGGACUAUCCCGACAUCAGGAAGGAGCACGUCCUGGCCAUCCUCGUGCUCCGGGGGCUGGGGCGCACCAGGAGAGCGGCGAUUGUUCGGCAAGGCUAUCAGGCGCUGGAGAGCCCCGAUGGUGGGGACAGCAGCACGCUCUUCGCCGACAUCGACGCCCCGGUGAACAUCAACUGCUUCUAA
Molecule: messenger RNA, 2115 nt
Organism: Mesitornis unicolor (brown roatelo)
Lineage: Eukaryota; Metazoa; Chordata; Aves; Mesitornithiformes; Mesitornithidae
Gene: EXOC3L4
Product: exocyst complex component 3-like 4
Exons: 11
Coding region: 1-2115 (704 amino acids)
Biological process (GO): exocytosis; exocyst localization
Cellular component (GO): exocyst
Molecular function (GO): SNARE binding
Source: RefSeq, a predicted model, not a curated record